Messenger RNA from Prorocentrum cordatum, 4908 nucleotides. Lineage: Eukaryota; Dinophyceae; Prorocentrales; Prorocentraceae. The record is from the annotation of a GenBank genome assembly.
AUGGCUUCACGGGACAUCUGGAGCGGCAUCGUCGGCGGCCCUGAGCUCAACCUUGACGAGUGCAAGGACGGCCGCCCCGCCUCCAGACCGCCCCGCGCCCAUGCCGUUGCCGCCGUGCGCAUCUGGAGGCGCGUGCUUCAGCACGCCAAGGAAGUCGCCAGCCUCACUGUCGAGUGGCCUGGGCCAACAUCUUUGGAAGUACAGGGCAGCCGCGGGCAGCUCGAUGGUAGCCUGUGCCCCGCUAUGGACACAGCCAGCAACAUCGCGCGCAAGACUGCCAACGUCGCCCAGCUCUUCAUCGUCGAGUUUGGAAGGCGGCUAAGGCGCGACCUGCCAGCCAGCGCGGUUUGUGCCAUGGCGCGCUCCUCGCGGGGUGGCGGCAGCGGCAGCAGGCGCAGCAAAACGUAUUGGAUGUGGAGCUGCGGUGGGUCGAACUGGGACUGGCGCGCCACGUGCUUUGGCUGUGGGUACACAGCUCCGCCAUGGGCGCUGGAGGCAGCAGCCAAGGCCAAGCCCCAGGCUGACAAGGACGGCUGGGUGGACCAGCCGCGCGGGCGCUGGGCAACGAGUGCGGCAACUUCCCAGUCGCAGACCUCGGCGUCGGGCGCCAGUGGGACGCCCAGCGGCAGCGGCGCCACGGCGAUCGAGAGGCUGCAAGUGGCGGCCGAGCAGCUGGAGGCGCUGCAGGCACGGCCGCCCGACGGAGUCGAUUGCUGCUUCGCCGACGUCGUCGCCAGCCAGUUGGAGGCCAAGCGCGCAGAGCUGGCUGAGGCCCAGCGCGCGGCAGCGGAGCAGAAGGCGUCCUCCAUGCCGCUGUCGGCGAUGCUCCACAAGGAGGCGAACGUCAUCGGCAAGGCCCAGCUGCAGAAGGCCCAGGAGGAGCCGGCGCAGCUUGACGCGGAGGUGGAGGAGGCCAGCCGUGCGCUCCACGUCCUCGAAGAUGAGGCCCGAGUGGAGUCCGCUGCGCAGCUGCGCCAGCGCGCAGCCGAGUGGGCAGGGGCCAGCCAGGUCCCAGGGCCCCUCAUGCAGCUGGGCAAGCUGCCCGAGGCGUGGGGCUCCAGCAACUACGAGGUGGCGUGGGCGGCCAUUCGCUCCCAGGUGGAGGCUGUGCGUGCGCAGCUCGCCGAAGCCCCUGCCGCCCCCAAGAGAGAGCCCUGGGCAGAGUCGCGCCCCGUGGACGAGAUCAGCAGCGAGGGCGGCGACCGCGCAGGAGGCUGCAGGCCUUGGCAGCCGCAGUGCGCCGCGGAGCGUGGCCAGGCCGAACGUCGCGGCGACGCCCGCGGCGAGUGGCCGAAGGUCGCCCAGGCGCGCAAGCGGGAGCUGGCAGCCGAGGCUGAGGUCUCCCCAGCGCCAGGCCAAGUUGUGACGGCGGCUCAGGAUGUUCGCUGCGGGCUGGAGGAGCUCGGGUUCAACGGCAACGGCUGGGGGAGGAUCCUGGAGGUGAUCGCGGCCUUGGACUCUCGCAACAGGGCCCCGCCGCACCCUGUGAUGCCCCAGGAAGCCUGCCUGGCUCCGCACCGCCUGGAGGUAGCCAGGGAAGCCUGCCUGGCUCCACGCGUCUGCGCCCACGGACAAGGAGGGCCCGCUGGCGAGCUCAGCUUGCGCAGCGGCCUCGAGGUUUUGAUCGGUAGGAGUCGCAGCGUCCACUACGUCAGGGCCGCAGCUGCAGGCUCCAACCUCGACAUCCUCGCCACCUUCGGCGACACGGUGCUCCUUCAGCAGCCGCGGUUCAUCGCAGUCGUGGGCCUGGCCGCCGAGUCUCUCAGUGCCAACGUGUCAGUUAUGGCGGGGCGUGCGUGCGCCGCCACUGUGGCCGAGCUGCCUGCGCUGGCAGCCCUCCGCGCCGCCCCAGCGGGCGCCUGGCCACCAGGUGUCGCUCGCAGCGUCGUCGGCGACUUCGCGCUGCAGGCCGUGGGCGCGGAGCAGCUGGUGGCCGCGCAGCUCGGCAGCGCUGGGCUGGAAGCGGCUCGCCGCCUCCGUGUCCAGCGCCUUCCCAGCGGCGCGGCCGAGACGGCCUUCCUCGCUUCGAGCCCCAGCCCUGGGCGCCAGCUCGGAGUGCACUGGGGGCCGCAAGGCUGGACCUUCCGCAAGGCCUCGCAGUCCCGGAAACUCGCCACGGUCGCCGCCAGCGCGAGGGGAGGAGUGCAUGAGGGCCGAGUCCGAGCUGCAGGAGCACCUCGCCGAGCGCGCAGGCUGGGUCCGAUCCGCAAGGCUUGGCCCGCGACCAGCAUGGCGUGCGCUCGCGCGGGCACGGGCAACGCGGACGGCAAUGUACACUGUUGGAGGCUUGCAGCCUGCCGCAGCGCUAGAGCGCCCCCCAUGGGCGCGGAGCGAGAGCUGCGCGCGCGCAGGGCCGAGCUCAGGAGGAGGAGUGGCCUGGACCCUGCCGCCCUUGCGGCAGGCCACGCAGUCCAGAUGCUGGGGGGCCAGCUGGAGACUGGCGAGCUGCCGCACGGGAUGCAGGAGUGGGGGCUGGAGGCGGCGGCAACCAGGCACGCUAGUGCCGGCACGCCUUGGGAGCACUGCGCCUCCUCCUUCGAGGCGGCGGUGCCGACCCGUGCGCGGAUCGGCUGGAUCUUUCAGUCCGAGCGGUGCAUGGUCACGAGCCUUGGUGAUGUGCUCGACCUCAUACACCUUGGUGCUUGGAGUGCAUCCGUUCGUCGCGAGACGCCGCAGCUCAGCCACGACACCCGCCUGCAGCGGCCUAUGCACUGGGGCGCCAUUGGACGCCAGCUCGGGCCAGACUGCGGGCCCAGAGUGUGGGGGCAGAACGGCCUCGAGGCCUUCAUCUCCAUCGCGCACUGGAAGCAGGCCAGUGUGCAGUGCGAGUUCGCAGGCGACGAAUUCGGCCGCUGCUGGCUGCCCGCACCAGAGCCACCGCAACGUCGCCACACCGACGUCAUGUGGGCGCAGUGGGCUUGCAAGCCAGCUGAGGAGAAGCUCAACGGCAAGCUGUGCCUCGAUGGCUCGGCGCUCGAGCCGCAGUUCUGCGCCGUGCGCUGGGAGAGCUGGGCCAUGGCGCAGCGCGACGACUACGGCAAUCUGGGGACAAGGGUCUACGGCACCGUCCGGCGCAGCGGCCCGCAGCAGACGGCCAAGGGCGGCGAGGACUUUGCUACCUGGAGGCUCGCCACCUUUGCGGGGCCUGCAGCGCAGGCAGUGCUCGACGGGCGCCUGGCGGAGGCCCAGAGGCGCGGCACCGAGCGCGCCGACCGCCUCGCCGAGAUGGGCGCCCAGAUGCACGCAGUGGACAGCAGGCAGGCGGCUGGCGAGCGCCAUGCGCGGACGGAGGUCGCGCGGGAGCUCGGGCGCGGGAUCUGGAGGGCUGCCAUCUUGGGGCAUGGCGUCGAGGCCAGGGACCGCGAAGAGCUCCCUCCUGCUGCUGAGCGGCACCAGGUGCAUGCCGCUGACGCCGAGGAGCCCCAGGCAGCGGGGGAGGCCACGGGCGAGGAGCCGAUGGCCAGGCGGCCACGCUUGGAGAGUGCCCGCUCUACAGGCAGCAGCUCGGCUGCCCUCUCGGCCAGCGCAGUCGCCUUCAGCAUCCUGGGACAUGCCCUGUCCUACGCCUGCGCUGGGGAAGGGGAGGGCGCCCAGGAGCUCGCGGCAUGCUCCAAGUGCGGCGCCUACAUGACGCUGGGCGGCCGCUCAGGGGUUAAACCUCGCCUCAAGGAGCGCUGCCCAGGCGACAAGACCGACGAGGGCGGCAGGGACCAGCGCAGCCUGUGGCAGCGAGGAUUCCAUCCAGGAGCCAGGAGGCAGGAGGGGUCACGAACUGCCAGGCACAGAGCGAAAGGAGAGGGCAUCCCAGCGCUGCGCUCGCAGGGCCCAGUGCCUGAGCAUGCGCAGGAGCGGUGCCUGGAGUGGCUUGGCGUUGCAGCGGAGCCAGCAGCAGACUCCGCGGCCACUGCGAGCAGUGCUGGCAACGCCCCAGCGGCUGCAGCAGAGCCGCAAGUGGCCGCGGGCCCAGGUGGAGCCCCAGAGGAUGCGGCAGCCACUGCGGCCGCUGCCAGCCUGCCCCUGCGGCGCCCAGCCGCAGCGAGAGCAGGGCGACUCGGGGCGUGCGGGGGCAGCGAGGAGGGCCCCGCCGCCGCGGCCGGCCCUGCAGGCGACGCCCAGGUAGGGCGGGGGCCCGCGCCUGGCAUGUGGGGGCGCUGCAGGGCAAAGCCAAAGGCCGACCCCGUGGAGGUGGUCGACGCCGCGGGGCCUCAGGCCACCUCCCGCGGCCGGGCCUCGGUGACCUUCCGAGUGGGCGAGAGCGGGGACGAGUCCCCGCCGGAGCGGCAGCCCAGGUCAAGCGGGGUACAGCUGCGCUCCUCCAGACAUUCGGCGCGGUCCAACGAGUCGGUGUUGUCCACGCUGUCUCCGUUCCAGGGUAUCGUCGCGGCGGACGACGCGGAAGACAGGUCCGACAUGCCCGAUUUCACGGGCACCUGGCAGUGCACCCGGGCGGAGGGCAACAUGCCCGCGUUCCUGCUCAGCAUGGGCCUCGACCCCAUCAUGGUCGAGGCGGCGAGGAGCGCGCACUACGGAGUAGGCCACCAGGUGCAGGUGAUCACGCAGGACGGUGACAACAUCCAUGUCGUCGAUCAGCUGAAGACGACCGUCACGAUGAUGUGCCAAGUUGGUCUUGGACCUCAGAAGUCUUGUGACCUGGAGGGGAGGCCUGUCACAAUCACGCCGACGUGGGAUGGACAGACCCUCUGCGUCGAGACCACGACCCAGGCGGGAGAGCUAUUUGCGACCAGCCGGCGCUUCUUCGAGGGAGACGUGAUGGUGCUAGAGCUCACGUCGCCCAGUGGCGCCAAAAUGCGGCGCAUAUUCAGCAAAAAGGCCAUGUCGAGACCUCUGAUGUCAAUGUGCUCGACCGUUUCGACGAGGCUCACCGCGGGGACCACGUCGUCGUCGUGA